This is a messenger RNA of Aedes aegypti (yellow fever mosquito), 6453 nucleotides long. It is a transcript of the gene SCAP, whose product is annotated as sterol regulatory element-binding protein cleavage-activating protein. Lineage: Eukaryota; Metazoa; Arthropoda; Insecta; Diptera; Culicidae. The record is from RefSeq and is a predicted model, not a curated record. The transcript is spliced from 9 exons. The coding region runs from base 1295 to 5713 and encodes 1472 amino acids. Gene Ontology annotation, biological process: SREBP signaling pathway. Gene Ontology annotation, molecular function: sterol binding; protein binding. Gene Ontology annotation, cellular component: endoplasmic reticulum membrane; Golgi membrane.
CAAAAAAAAAAAUGCAGGUGUUCCACUUCGACUCGUUUGCCACCCAUCAGCAGCAGCAGUGCUGAAAAGUAUCUCGGAAUCGCAAUAAUCGCGCUCAGAAGUUGAAAAAUAAGUGGACACCGUCUUCCGAAAACGGUCCGCUUCUACCAAGUGCCGUGAACAAUAUCGCCGUAACGCGUGUGGUGUUAAUUAACAGACAGUGUAAGUUUCGCUGGCAGGCCGCAGGAGAAUCCCGCGCUGCUAAUUGAACCGAUUCCGAAUUAGGUGAAGCCAGCAGGAAAGUGAAGUGAAAACGUAGUAAGAAAAGAUGACGCGUUAGAAAAUCCCGGAUCGCACUCUUUCCCUCUCUGUGGUGUGGCGAGGAUAUUAUUUUGCGGUUCCUUGCUGCGUAUGUGUUGUUUGUCGGGGGAAUAUUAUGUAAUUUCGGAUAAAUCGGAGGAAAAUAUCGGUGUUAUUUAUGGGUCGAUGACUCGGCCGAAUUUAUUAUUCAAAGAAACCGGCAGGCUCUUGCGGGUCGCAAGGAAUUGAUAACGGGUGCCCGUUGACCGAAAAGGAAAUUACGCAGAACCGGAGUGCAGCGAAACGAAGUGAAAAGGAAAACGAGCAGAUGCAGAAGCAGCGCUGUGCAAUCCAUUCUCUGUUUUCGAUUCAAUCUUGCUCAUCUCAUCAUCGGUUACCGGAGUUUUUGUGUGCGGGUUUCGAUUGUGUGUUUUGUGGAUUCGGAGUGCUGCCACCGUUAAGAAGAACACGCCAGCAGCAGUGCCGACCAGUGACCAGAUUUGCAUGUGUAUAAUAAACUCGUAUAUCUGUGUACCAGUGAUAUAACUACCUAUGUGCUAUCAUUCAUGGGAAAUGUACACCGCUUUGCGAGUCAAUAAAGAUUGAUUAAAGCCACUGUAUGUACUCUCGAUAGAAGUUCAUGAAAAGGUUCUCCGGUGGAAGAAAUACGAAAUACAAAGUGCAGAAGAAUGAAUUGAAAAGUGUGUGGUGCAGAAGAAGAUCGCAAAAAUUAAAACCAAGUUGUGGCGUAAGAAUGACGAGAAGAAGCGCUGUAAACGCUCGAAAAGAUAAUGGAAUUUUUUGUGAGUCUGUACGUAAACUUAGAGACGAAGCAAACGAGAAGAAACGGUCACAGCAUCAGUAAUUGGGAUUAUUUUCGGUGGCCUUGAAAAGGAACGAGUUUUAAACAAAAAAAAAGUUCAUUAGCAAGUGCUUCUUAAAGAGACGCACGCAACGUGCUUAGAAGCGGGAGUGAUUGAUAGUGCUGAAAAGUGUCUUCGGAAUACGCUUCUAGAUGACGACGUCAUCGAACAUUGACGCGCACUUUUCGCCGGCUGGCGGUGGAAGUGGCGGUGGUGGUAAUGGGUCAGGCCAAAUGCCCCAAUACCCUUACCAACAACAGCAGCAGAAUCACCUGCCCUCGCAACACCACAAUCACGCCCACCACAGCCAGCAUCUACAACAUACGGCCCAGCAGCCGUUCCCGGUUGCGUUGCCGCCCGGCGCCUUGGUAACGCCCGGCAAUACAAAACUAGUGACGACGCCGAUGCCGAUAUCGGCCACUGGGCGUACCAUUUCGCGCCAGAAGCCUACGGUGGGUCGGGAAGCCGAGGAGAAGGCGACCACCUUGCCGUCCAGGGUUUCACAACUCUAUUACAAGCAUGGGUUGUUCCUGUCCAGCUAUCCGACCUGUGCGACUAGCGUUGCUAUUGCCGUCAUCAUAUUCUGUUGUUUCCCUCUGCUUAACAUCCCACUUCCGGGCACGAUCCCAACUAAAGUGAUAUUCCCAUACACUGAGCAAAUUGGCCAUAAUCUACACCUGACCAACAUAAACGCCAGCGAGUCCAGUCCUUCGGACAUGUACAAUCCGUUCAACUUCAAUGGGAACAACUUCUUCAACAUCUACAACAUCAGCUUGGAACCGCCGUUUCCUUGGGCCCGUAUAGAUCCGUUACUGUACGUGCAGCAGAUCAUUAUGCGAUCCAGCGUGGUUCCGUGGGAGGAUGGCCUGCAGCUGAUGGACGCCUAUCGCGGUCCGCUGUACGAGGUGUUCAAGCUCAUUGAAAUAAUUCGGAAUCACGAGGACGAAAGCAAAACAACCUUGAGUCAUCUGUGUUUGCAUGUGGAGAAUGUGAAGCGCGCCUCGCAACAAAUGCUGUUCCCGGAGUAUAACUGUUUGCUUCUCUCGCCGGCAAAUUUGUGGCAGCAAAAUGUGCAAAGCUUCAACAAAGAUAACAGUUUGCUAAAUACGGUUUUUCUAACUCAUAAUUUGCAAAAAUCCAAGGUGUCUACCUCGGAGAUGCUGUUUGGGAUCACCCUUCGAGAUACCGGUGUCAAGCGGUACCCCAUGCGAGUCCGUUCGCGAAUCGUCCAGUACGCUGUGACGUUGAUCCUCCGCGAGAACAAUCCUGCAUUCAUCAAUUCGUUGAAGGAAAAACUCACCAAAGCCUAUCCCCUGCAUCAGCCGGUUCCAUCGGAAACGGAACCAUCCCAAACAACUUCGCACAGCAUACGGGAUCAAUCGUCCAUCAUGUACAUCUUCUAUCCGGGAGAGUUCGAUUGGAAAGAGUUUCUGCCGCAGUGCAUUACGAUCGUGAUGCUGUUUCUGUACGUUUACUUCUCGGUUCGGAAAAUUGACGUAAUUCGAUCGAGACUGGUGUUGGCUUUCAGCGCUGUUCUUACCGUGUUGGGCAGUUUGACUAUGUCUUUGGGAAUGUGCUUUUUCUUUGGAUUGACCAUUAGUUUGCAGUCGAAAGGGGUCUACCCGUACUUGGUGAUUUUGGUGGGACUAGAGAAUGUGUUAGUCAUCACGAAAAGCGUCUUAACAACGGAUAGCAAUCUGGACGUAAAGAUUCGGCUAGCUCAGGGUCUUUCCCGAGAAGGAUGGUCCAUUACGAAGAAUCUGUUGACAGAGAUAACGAUUCUAACGAUAGGAUUGUGCACUUUUGUCCCGGUGAUUCAGGAGUUUUGUAUUUUCGCGAUCGUUGGUUUGGUGUCGGAUUUCUUCCUUCAGAUGAUGAUCUUCUCGACGGUGUUAGCGCUGAAUAUCAAACAGGUUGAGUACAGUGCGGAGGUUCGACAACUCCCAAAGAUGCUGUAUUAUAAUAGCGACAUACGGAGGAACGCUACGGACGCUAAUCGAAAUGGUGGGAUAAGUCGUUCGAUGUCGCAUCCGAAGUUGUCCGGAAUGGAUCAAGGAAGUGGUCACAAGAAGAAUAGUCUCACUACUUCUGGAAACGGAAAGGAUAAGAAGAUACCGAAACGCUUGAGAAUCGUCAACUUCUGGGCCCGAACGCGUUUCUUCCAAAGAGGCUUCAUGAUCUGGAUGGUGUUAUGGAUAUCGAAUAUUAUAUACAACUCCGGAUUGAUCGAGUUGAUGAUCGACAAGAAUCUUUCAGCGCAACGAGCUGCUAGCGAAGCAAGCAAAGUGGACAUUCCAAUGAAUGAUAUGCAUGAUCUCAGGUCGGCAGAAGCCAAUCAUAUGAACUAUAAUCACUUCACCGAGGAAGAGCUUCGCGGUGGCAAUGAGCGCAUUUUGAAUAUUACCGAGCAACUGAACCGUCUCAAACAUCCAGACUAUGAAACCGUCUAUCAUCUGUCGAAUUUCCACUGGUCAUCUAUACUGAAGCAGUACAACAUAUCUCUGUCUGGAAGGUACGUAACCGUGUUACCUUCGAUCAAGUUGUCCCACGCGGUGAGUCCUCAAGUUGCAUUGAAGUUACGCAACCCGGAAGAGAACACGCCACAUCACUUCCAGUGGAAGGCACUGGCAGCUGCCUUGGACCCGUUGGACCUAAACGACGUUGAUACUGGAGAUACUCCAAGUAUGAGCACCACAAAUGCCCCUUUUUAUCCAAAGACUCCAAUGGAGAUUCUGCUAAGCUGUAUGCUCAUUGCGGUGAGCAUUUUCGUUUUGACGUACACGCUUAUAAUGCUUUAUCGAUGUAUGUGCACACGAAACUAUGCCGAAUGGCGUGCCAGCUGGAAUGAGAGCGAAACCGAAGAACCCAAGCAAGAGCAGCGCAUCCUGGAGGGUGUUCCAAUUCAGGUAAACGGCCAUAAGCAUCGAAUUGAAUGUGUAGUAACAGAUGGCAAUAUGAUUGCCAGUUCGUGCUUGCAAGGGCAAGUGAAAAUUUGGGAUGUUACAAAUGGGGAACUGGUGGCGCAAAUUCAUCGAGUCAGUAAUCUAGACAUGCAACGUAAGGAAAUGCAAAGCUCUCCGAAUGGGUCCGUCAUUGUGAAAAGCGAACCAUCAAGUACAAACAUUACAGGAGUGCAGGAACUCUAUCCGGAGCAGUCUCCAACCAGUUUUGCGUUUAAGCUGAAGAAGAAACUUCAAUUCAAUUUUACUAACCAAAACCAUCACGAUAAACCGAUGGAUACCUCUAUGUUUGACUUUGCUGCCCAGUAUGAUCGUCAUUUCACCAGUGAUCCAUGUGGGAAUCAUCAGAAGCGUAUGAGCAAUGGAGGUCUGGAUUUAGAUGAGCAGAAUCUUAGGAAUCGAUUUCUUUCAAACAAUCGCUACUAUGAAGCAGCAGUCAAUCAGCCCAAGAGCAAUCGAUCACCUCCUCCUCCUUCUUCUGGGAGCUAUCAACGGUCUCACAGUGGGGAGGACGAAACUCAGCGAGCCCUCACUGUUUCCGGAUCGCCACCAGGUGGUGCAAGUGCAACAGUUCGCAAGAAAACCUACCAGCCAUCGCCGAUAUGGUGUUUGGACUUUUUGGAUAAUCUCAUUGUGAUUGGGUGUGCGGAUGGGAGGUUGGAGUUUUGGGAGGGAACUACGGGUAAUUUUAAGUGUAUUUACGAAACCGAACAUACCCUCAACAACGGGGUAACUAAUAUUAAAUUAACCGGGGAUAAAGUGAUUGCGGCACGCCUUAGUGGUCGCAUCGACUUCCUACGGCUGGAAACGUAUACCCAGGGUCGUCAAAUCGACUGGGGAUUCACGUCAGCGUAUCGAAGAACCCACAUACGAACGGGUUCGGCAGGAAGUUUGGGAAUGUUCCAAAUAGGAGGUUCUUCGGGAGCGCAUCCGUCCAGUGCAGCAGCUGCCCAAUCGGAGGAAGAACUCCGUUGUAUAUUAGAGCACCACCAGCAAGGGCAUCGGAUGCCGGUCACGUGUCUGGAAGUGGCAGGUGGUACCGUCAUGACCGGAAGCCAAGAUCACACCGUAAAGGUGUUCCGUCUCGAUAGUCACAUGCUGCAGUUCACGUUGCAUGGGCACUGCGGGCCAAUAUCGUGCCUGUUCAUCGACCAGUGGCAAGCAGGCAUGGGCGCAUCCGGCUGUCAGGAUGGGUUCCUUUGCGUGUGGGAUUUAAUAAGAGGCGGCUGUAUGUACAAAAUUGAAGCUCACGACGAUUCAAUAGUGGCACUUGCAUGCUCCCCCAGCUACGUGAUUUCGCUUGGUUUAGAUGAGCGGAUACGAGUUUGGGAUCGCUUCCAGGGCCAACCACUGACUACGAUGGCGGUUACGCAUGUCUACUCGUCACUGGUCAUGCUCACACCGUCUCUUCUCGUAACGGGGAAGCCAGGAUCGCUGGUCGUGUGGGACGUCCGGACGGGGGAGAUUGUUCGGGAGGUCAAACUGGAUUGCUCCAAUUCGCAGCUUAGCCCGAAGAUCAUGCUGCCCGCGUGCGGCUCGGUGAUCUGCGACUACGGCAAUCAAAUGAGAAUAGUCCGUUUCCCGCUGGUGGCCGCGGACAAGUGUGAUUAAAUCACCAAACCAAACCACAAGACUUACACACAAACACCUAAACUAAAGACAGAGAACAUUACAAAAUAAUAAUUCCUAACUCAGAGCUAAGACAAACCCAACAAAUGCAACUAAAGAGAUAUCAUAUGCGAGUUAGUAGGUUUCUUCAUAAGUAUCACUUGCACUAUGAAAAAGAACAUUAAUUUAUUAAGUUGCUAAAUUUAUGAUAGUUUUAGCAUAAUUAUAUUUAUUUAUCGUGUUUAGAAGAUUUCGUUGUUUAGAAGUUUGCUCAAAUUAUUCAAUUCGCAUCAGGACGGGAAAUAGCAAUCGUGCAGCUCUCUAAGGCAGUGAAUUUUUGUUUUAGUAACUUAUUGACAAUAAAAAGCUGAAUUUCGAGAUUAAACUGUUCGAUUAAUGAAUAUCCAAGUAAACCACAAGGUGAUUGAACUUAUGUAGGCCUUUAAAGUAAGAUUGAACAACGAAAGCACUCAUUGAAAUUGUUAACAUUUUUACAAUGCAUCAACAUCCAAUACACUAAGUAGAUCGUAGGGUUAUCAAUUUGCCACCAGAGAGGAAAUACAACAUUGAUUAUCAUGCGCCAGACAUGUUUCCAAUAGACACAAACAACACAACCACACUUUAUCGAUACCUGCAACUGUUGAACGAGAAUGCCUUUGAUGAAAAAAUGCAAACCCAAACUAUUGAAUAGUCAGUUUUAACAAACUCGAAAACAAAGUUAAUAAAGUGAAACCGAAAUUUAA